UGAUAAUCCUUGUUACGACCAAUUGGUCAACACGAGCAAUUACGUGGAAAAGUCAUAAAUCAAACGCGUAAAUUGAUUUCAGUCCCUUCCCAAACAGGUACUCUUCCAGACCAUAGAAGCAUAAGAACAAAAAACUUGGAUAUGGUUGAGCUAUUUUUUCUGACUCCUCCGUUUUCUUCUUCGUUUCAAUUUUAACUUCCAUAUGGUUGAGCCAACUUCAUUUUUGUUCUUCUUCACACUUCAUCUAUCACUAAUAACAGUUGUAAUUUCAGCAAAGUUCACUAUAGUUAACCAAUGCAACUACACAGUAUGGCCAGCUUCAUAUAACACCAGUGGAAGCGCACCACUUGCAACCACCGGUUUCGUUUUACAAUCCGGUGAGAAUUCCACCGUCACAGCACCGGCUAAUUGGAACGGCCGUUUCUGGGGCCGGACUCUCUGUACGACGGAUUCCGCCUCCGGAAACUUCUCCUGCGUCACAGGCGACUGUGGAUCCGGAAAAAUAGCAUGCGGCGGCCGUAGUGGAUCGCCGCCUGUGACGCUAGCGGAGUUCUCAAUAAACAGUUUCAACAAUCAAGACUUUUAUGAUGUAAGCUUAGUUGACGGUUAUAACGUCCCGAUGGAUGUGAUUCCGUUAAGUAACUCUGGAAAGUGUAAAAGCACGGGUUGUCCUACGGAUCUGAAUGCGGUGUGUCCAACGGAGUUGAAAGUAACGGAAAAUGGGAUAGUUGUGGCGUGUCAGGGUCCUUGUGCUGCUUUCAAUUUGCAGUUUUUUUGUUGUGUUGGGAAUCAUUCAACUCCAGAGACUUGUGAACCAAGUGUGUAUGCUCAGAUAUUCAAAAAGGCAUGUCCUCAAGCAUAUAGUUAUGCUUAUGAUGAUAAUAGCAGUACGUUCACUUGUGCGGCUACUGAUUACCAAAUCGUCUUUUGUCCUGCCUCAAAUAAUGCCAGCUCAGAAUCAUUGGAUCAAGGUGGGAGUAUUCCUGUUGGUGAAUCACUUACUGCUGGUAGUGGGACAGCUCGAUGGCUCUCUCCUUCAGGAGAUUUUGCAUUUGGGUUUUACCAACUUCCCAAUGAGCUUUUCUUACUAGCUAUAUGGUAUGAUAAGAUACAAACUGAUGCUAUAAUUUGGUAUGCAAAUGGAGAUAUUCUUGCUCCUAAAGGAUCAAGAUUGGUAUUAAAUGAUACUAGUGGGUUGGUGCUCACCAAUCCUGGAGGUUCAGAGCUAUGGAAAUCAAAUUUCCCAUCAGGUACAAUUUCUAAUGGUUUAAUGAAUGAUGUUGGAAACUUUCAAUUGAGAGACAAAAAUUCUGUGGCAAUAUGGGAUAGUUUCAAUCAUCCUAGUGACACAUUAGUUCCUAAUCAAGUAAUAGAGUUAAAUGGCAAUCUUUCUUCAAGACAAGGAGAGUUCAACUUCUCACAAGGAAAAUUCAAACUUCAUCUACAACAGGAUGGGAAUCUUGUGCUCAACGUUAUAAAUUUGCCAAGCAACUAUAGUUAUGAUCCUUACUACAGUUCUGGCACCAAUAGUAAUGCUAAGAAUCAAACAAAUGUUGGUGAGCGUUUGAUAUUUGACAAAUCAGGGUUUUUAUAUAUAGAGAAAAAAGGAAGGGAUAAUUUUUCAAUUAUCAACCCAAAUGAGACAUUCUCAACAAAUGACUUCUACUACAAAGCAACAAUUAAUUAUGAUGGAGUUUUCACCAUAGCAUUUUACCCUAAAGAUCCAAAAAGAGGACAAAGUUGGGUUAUUGCUAAGACUAUACCAGAAAACAUAUGUUUGUAUUCUUCAUUCACAAAUGGUGAAGGUGUAUGUGGUUUUAAUAGCAUUUGCACCCUUACAAAUGACCAAAGGCCAAAUUGUACCUGCCCAUAUGGAUAUUCUCCAAUUGAUACAUAUAACAUGUAUGCUGGUUGCUUGCCAAAUUUUCAAGUCAUUUGUCAAGCUGGUGGUAAUUGGGAUUCACAAGAUAAUCUAUAUACGAUGAAGGAAUUACCAAAUACUGAUUGGCCUAAAUCUGAUUAUGAAAUAAUAAGUCCAUCUAGUUUACAAGAGUGUAAGGAUUCAUGUUUGCAAGAUUGCUUAUGUGUUUUGGUUUCUUUCAACCAAAGUUCCUGCUGGAAGAAGAAGCUUCCACUCUCUUAUGGGAGGAAUGAUCAAGAAGUAAAAGGAAUUUCUAUCAUGAAAUUGAUGAAUAAUGAUCCUUUAUCCUCCUUGCCAAAUAAGAAAAAAGGUCAUGAUACUUUGAUCAUUGUGAUUUCAGUUCUUUUAGGAAGCUCUGUGUUUGUAAUUUUAACAUUGUUUGGUGCAAUAUUUUUUGGGUUCCCCUACAACCGCAAGAAAAUCAAAAGAAGUAUAACUAACAAAAGUGUUGUUGGCAAUAACUUGCGCAAUUUUAGCUUCAAGGAAAUUAUUGAAGCAACAGGUAACUUUAGAGAAGAAUUAGGAAGAGGAUCUUGUAGCAUUGUUUACAAAGGAACAAUAGAGAUGAUGAUUGGUGUGGCAGUUAAGAAACUAGAUAAGUUGAUCCAAGAUAGUGAAAAGGAAUUUCAGACUGAAAUGAGUGUCAUAGGCCAAACUCAUCAUAGGAAUCUUGUUCGUCUUCUUGGUUAUUGCAAUGAGGGACAACAUCGUAUUUUGAUAUAUGAGUUAAUGAGCAAUGGCACUUUAGCAAGCUUCAUUUUCAGCCAUUCAAAACCAAAUUGGAACCAACGAGUCGAAAUUGCCCUUGGGAUUGCUAGAGGUCUUGUUUACCUGCAUGAGGGAUGUUACACUCAAAUAAUCCAUUGUGAUAUAAAGCCACAAAAUAUACUUUUAGAUGACCACUACAAUGCCAGGAUUUCAGAUUUUGGAUUGGCAAAGUUAUUGUUGAUUAAUCAAAGCCACACUGAAACAGGAAUUAGAGGAACCAAAGGGUAUGUUGCACCAGAUUGGUUUAGGAGUGCACCAAUCACUGCUAAGGUUGAUACUUAUAGUUUUGGUGUAUUAUUGUUAGAGAUCAUAUGUUGUAGGAAAAAUGUAGAGAAAGAAAUUUUUACUGAUGAAAAAGGGAUUUUAACUGAUUGGGCUUAUGAUUGUUAUAAGACUAAAAGACUUGACAUUCUUCUAGACAAAGAUAUUGAGGUCGGUAAUGACAUGAUGAGCUUGGAAAAGUUUGUGAUGAUUGUUAUUUGGUGCAUUCAAGAAGAUCCUUCUCUUAGGCCAACAAUGAAGGAUGUUUUAUUGAUGCUAGAAGGAAUUGUUGAAGUUGUAGUUCCCCCAAGUCCCUAUCUAUAUGGUUCUGUAAGUUGUAAUUGAAGUUUGUUUCCUUUGAAUGAUAUUUUAGUCCUACCUUCUGUUUUAUUUUCCAUGAUGUAGCUAGCUACACAUUUAGUUUUAUUCAUAUUGAUUUAUCAUAUCACAUAGAAAUUAAAUUGGUUGUAUUCAUAAAUAAUGAGGAAUUUAUUGGAUAGUAUUUGUACAACAAUUAGAAGCUAUGUUUUUUCUUUUCAA
Cicer arietinum (chickpea) is the source of this 3490-nucleotide messenger RNA. Its product is annotated as pathogenesis-related thaumatin-like protein 3.5. The record is from RefSeq and is a predicted model, not a curated record. Lineage: Eukaryota; Viridiplantae; Streptophyta; Magnoliopsida; Fabales; Fabaceae. Gene Ontology annotation, molecular function: protein kinase activity; ATP binding. Gene Ontology annotation, biological process: protein phosphorylation.